Nicrophorus vespilloides is the source of this 959-nucleotide messenger RNA. Its product is annotated as ADP-ribose pyrophosphatase, mitochondrial. The transcript has 4 exons. Gene Ontology annotation, molecular function: ADP-ribose diphosphatase activity. The record is from RefSeq and is a predicted model, not a curated record. Lineage: Eukaryota; Metazoa; Arthropoda; Insecta; Coleoptera; Silphidae. The coding region runs from base 40 to 876 and encodes 278 amino acids.
UCAGCUGUGCUUUUAUCUCUUUGUUAAUGUUAAUUUUAAAUGUUCGUUCUCAGAAAGAUGGUUCACGUUAAAUGCAGAAAUGUUAAAUAUCCUUUGAGCGACGUGCAAAGAUUAAUUGUGCCUGAAGAACAAACUCAGUGGUCUUCAAAUUUCGAUGAUUAUAAACCACCAAUUUAUAAUUCUUCUGUGUUGAAGAACAAGCCUUGGUCUGAUCUGGAUAUUGAUGACCCAAACUUUAAACCCAAAUGGAAUGAACUUGAUGGAAAUGUAAAUAGGAAAAGUCAUUUGGGGAUUUAUGAAAUUAAGGAUAAAUAUCCUUUGAAUCCUGAGGGAAGAACUGGAUUGCAAGGAAGAGGAAUUUUAGGCAAAUGGGGCCCCAAUCAUGCUGCUGAUCCAAUUGUUACUAGAUGGAAACUUGAAGAUGGCAAACAAGUUUUACAUGAAUCAAGCAAACUGCCUAUUUUACAAUUCUGCGCUAUUCAACGUCACGACUGCAAUGAAUGGGCAAUUCCAGGGGGAAUGAUUGAUCCAGGUGAAAAUGUUAGUCAAACUUUGAUGAGGGAAUUCAUGGAGGAAGCUAUGAAUUCAUUGCAAAACAAAAUAGAUUCUGCAAUGUUAAAAAUCUUCUUUGAAAAUGGAGUGAAAAUAUAUGAAGGCUAUGUGGAUGAUCCUAGAAACACAGAUAAUGCAUGGAUGGAAACGGUUGCCUACAAUUUCCACGAUGACGAUGGAAAUUCUGUAGGAAAAUUUUCUUUAAAAGCAGGCGACGAUGCUAAGAAUGUGCGUUGGAUGGACGUAGACAAAGAAACCCCAUUGUAUGCAAGCCAUUCAAAUUUCGUCUUCAGUGUUACCAAACUUAGAAACGCGCAUUGGUGAUUCUUCCUAUUAACAUGGUGGAACUUCUUUGUUUACAAAAAGUGAAAAUCUCUUGUAUUUCCAAUUAAUUAAAUUACAGCAAA